CUUUAAGCAACCUCUCGCCUUACAGAGUCUCCAUCCCAGACGUCGUCACAGGGCUACCGGUACCGUAUAUUCGACCGAUAUCAUACGCACGAAUCGCUUCAGAGUAAUCGGUGUUUCGAGUAAGGAUUGCUGCGAUGUCGGACACGCAUCCAAGUUCUGCUAUGCAAUCGACAGAUGGGAAGACAUCCGAGAUUCACGAAGACGGCGGAGUGUCACAACAAGCAUGCUCCGAUAAGAAAGCAUCGGGCCCGUCUGUAGGAUCUCGCAAACAUAUCGACGCGAGACCCGUCGACUGGGGCUUCUGGGUCAUAUUCUUCACCUCUAUGGGAUUCUUCUUCGGAAUCAUCGUGCUCCUCAUCCAAGCCGAACGCGAGAAGGUGCUCAGCGAGCGUUUUCGACCCGUCGGCGCGUCGGCGUCUCUCGGGGGCGAACAGCAUUGGCGCGAUGCUUUGAAGCAGUGUGAGAUUGAGAGGGAGCGGUGGAAGGCGGUGGCAGAGGAGUUCCGGAGCUUGCUUGUGGCGGAGUGCGGCAUUGGUAAACAAGGAGAUGCGCAUGGUGGGCCCGAUCGGGGUCUGCUGACAGAGGGGAGACUCCACGAUGAAUUCUAAUGUCAGCUGUGGUCAAUGUACAUGAUAUAUCAGCAUUGCAUUUUCCGGAAUUGAUGCAAUUGCUUUGGCAGUGACCCCGGG
Messenger RNA from Fomitopsis serialis, 689 nucleotides. RefSeq lists its product as uncharacterized. Bases 135 to 608 code for a protein of 157 amino acids. Lineage: Eukaryota; Fungi; Basidiomycota; Agaricomycetes; Polyporales; Fomitopsidaceae. The record is from RefSeq and is a predicted model, not a curated record. The transcript has 3 exons.